AUGAAUGCGAUCCCACCUUCAAUUUCUAACAAGCUGUCUACAGUUUAUGAUAUCGACGGUAAACCUAAAGAAUACAUAAAUAGUAGAUACUACGUAAAUUACCUUUCCAUUUUCCGACAACAACAUCAUCAAAUGUUAUCAAUGUUGGUGUAUAAAGCAGAUUUAGCAUUUAAGAAUAAUUCGGUUUAUUCGGUGACCUUAAAGCCUCAACUUGCACCUUCACAUGAUCCACAUGAUUAUAUGUCAUUGGCAAGGUAUUAUUGGCCGAAUCCAAAGGAACGUAAGGGAUUACCUUAUAUAAAUCGAGAUGGUUACCCUAAUCCUGAGAUUGAAACCGUCAAGGAUUAUGCUUUCUUGAGAAAAUUAUUUAAGGACGUCGAGAAUUUAGGAUUUGCUUAUUCUUUUACAAGAAAUGAUUCAUAUGUUGAGAAAGCAAUUUAUAGAAUUAAAGAAUGGUUUAUAAAUCCGGAGACAAAAAUGAAUCCUAAUCUAAAAUAUGCAAGUUUUAUCAAAGGGUCCAGAUCGGGAAGAAGAACUGGCGUGUUAGAUAUGCAUCCGAUUUAUAGAAUGCUACAAUCCAUACCUUUAAUGCGUUCAUCGAGUAAAUGGGAUUUCUUGGUCGAAGAUCAGUUAAAACAAUGGAUAUCAGAUUAUUAUGAGUGGUUAGAAACAACUUCUUUAGGAAUAAAGGAAAGGGCUUCAUCAAAUAAUCAUGGAACAUAUUAUGACGUGCAAGCAACAUUUUUAUUAACAUAUUUAAACAGAGAAGAUGAUGCGCGUAAGUAUUCACGUGAGGCGCUGAUUCAUAGGGUAGAUACAGGAAUUAAUUCUUCAGGACAACAACGUCAUGAAACAAGCCGUCCCACUUCAUGGUUUUAUUCUGUUUUUAAUUUACAAGGAUUAUUUCUCUUGGCUGAACGAUCAGAAUAUUACGGAUUUGAUGGAUGGAAUUACGUUGGUCCUAAAGGUCAAUCCAUUAAAAAAGCGGUUGAUUAUUUAUUACCUUAUGCUCUGACAGAUGGGAAAGGUUGGCCUUUUAAGAAUAUUAAAGAAUUUGAAUUGAAUAGUUUUGUUAGAUUAUUAGAAUUAGCUUUUGUUAUUUGGCCCGAUGAAAAAUAUCUUAAAGCUUUAAUUAUUUUAAGACCAAAGGCUAAAUCAGAACAAGCAUUAGAAUACCGAAACGCUGAUUGGGAAGAUAAUUAUCUCUGCGUUUGGUCUUUAAUGACAAAUAAACAAUUAUGGACUUGUGUAGAAUAA
Molecule: messenger RNA, 1257 nt
Organism: Funneliformis mosseae
Lineage: Eukaryota; Fungi; Glomeromycota; Glomeromycetes; Glomerales; Glomeraceae
Source: the annotation of a GenBank genome assembly